Molecule: messenger RNA, 6402 nt
Organism: Cladocopium goreaui
Lineage: Eukaryota; Dinophyceae; Suessiales; Symbiodiniaceae
Source: the annotation of a GenBank genome assembly
GGUUUGCUUCACUUGAGCACCUUCCCCCCCGACGCCCGCAAUGUGGCUGCUGCGAAGCUCAACAUCAAUUCCGGCCAGUGCUGCUCCUUGGCCUCUUUCCUCACACAUGACAGUUUCCAAGCCAACUCAUGUGAUCUGUCGUUGGCCGGCAUCGCUCCACAAAAGUUAACUUUUGCAUGUCGCCAGCAAGACCAAAUCUGCUGCCUGUUUGGCAAUGACGGUUCUGUGCUGCUGCAGUGGCGCUGCGUCGGUUUGCCAAAGAACACGCCGUUAAACUGUUUCGUGGCGUUGCAUUCUCCAUCGGCUCCCCUGUCCAAUUUGGCGCCCGCUCCGUCAAACGGCUUCCGGCGGCCGGUGCGGGUGACACAGGCGCGCUUGCAUCAAGGGGUUGGCCUCGCUCGCGUGCUGCCGUGCCUGGACCUAUGCGGGGGCUUCUGGGAUCGACUGCCGCAGACUUGUCAGCACACAGUUUUGGCGUGUUUGUGUGCUCUUAACGAUCUUGUGACGUUCCUACAAACGCACAGAGCCGCUUGUGCCUUUCUGAUCGAUGCGAGUCAGCACAAUGCACUGGUCGCGUCUGUUUCCCCUUGCUGUUGCACGAGGCUGUGUUUGAACAAAUGCAUUGAAGCGCUGCUGUCCCAAGGUUUUCCGAUCCACAAGAAGUUCCUUUUGGGGUGUUUCAACCCGCGCUCCUUCCCUCCUCUUCAUCGAACAUGGCAAACUUUCCACUCUGUUGACUUUCGCCACGUCGUUCGGAUGGCUUCGCGCAUUUCCCCUUCAGUUUCCACGGCCGUCAUCGAGUUGUCGCCCGUGUUGCUCGGGCAGUCGCAGCUCUACUUGACAAUAGGCAUGAGCACGGGACCUCACCCUGCAGCAGUUGCUUGGCCACACCUCUUCAGCCUGCAGGCCCCAUUUUCCCAACGCGGGCUUCAGCUGGAGAUCCGAGAUGGGCGUUGCAACGGCGCGCGCUGGUGCACAGAAGUCGAGCGAAUGCAAAUGCACGCGCUGCGCCCCAUCGAUUUUUCGCGAUGUCAAACUUUCACCUUUGUAUGCUCUCCUGCAAGUGUUGCGCUGUUUGAUUCCCGUGGGGACUUGGUCUCGCUUUGUCCGCAGCCUUGGCCGGCCACAGAGUCGAAUGAGCUGAAAGGCUUCAUAGGCUUAAGGGGCGCCGCACCUUUGCCCCGCCCGGACCGGGACACCACAAUUAUUCAGCCAGUCUUGACUCAAGCUCGUCGCGAAGCCUUGCAGCUGCAGCCUCUGCUGCGUAUCGUCGGGCCACAUGUGUUGCACAUUGGUCCCUUGACAUUGACCGGCGGUGGCAAGGCGAGUGGAUCCAAAGCCGGCAGCCGCCGACCAACCGACCCGCGUUCCACCAAGGCUCACCGCCAAGACGUGGCCAUGCCCAAACGGGCUUUGAUCAUCAAACGCAAGUGGGCCGAGCUCAUUCUUUCAGGCGAAAAAACGUGGGAGGUUCGCGGGGAGCCGACCACGAAGCGGGGAAGGAUUGCGAUCGCACAAGCUGGUUCCAAACAAUUGGUGGGGGAAGUCACCCUGGCCGAAUGCUUUCUCAUCGGUGAGCAACCUUCACCUGGCAUUUGGGUUUCCACGGGCCCUCCUUCGCAGUACAUUUGGGCACCCGACAACGCAAACAAGCAUUGCAUUACUGACCAAUCGUCGGUGAACUACAAGAAAGCCUAUGCGUGGGUCAUGGAACAUGUGCGCAAGUAUCCUGCGCCGCGGCCGUACACCCACAAACUAGGCUGCAUGAAGUGGGUUAAGCUGGAUGGCGGUAGUGUGGCCCAAUUUUCAGCCGGCGCAACCAGCGCGGCAGGCAACCCUUUGUGGUGCGACGCAAUGGACUCCGACUCCACUGGAUCUGUUUCUGUCACCUCGGUUCCGGCGAUUUCACUGUCAGCGGCCCUCCUUCGUGACGAUGCUUCUGAUUCUAGUUCUGAUGCCUGGGCAGACGCGUCUUUGGCUUUUCUUUCUUCCAACUGCAGAGCUUCCUCGUUCUUUCAGGCGUUGCAGAACGCGUGUGGCUUGCGUUCUGCUUGCUUGGCAAAGACUUGCGCGCAGCUGGCUUUAACUUCGUCUGCGUGGCAUUGCUUCUUCUCCCAUCCAAAACGCUUUUCUUCUGAGCUUCCUUUCUCCUUCAUUCAAGACGUCCACUCCCACCUUUCGUGUGCGCCGCUACUGCUUUGGAUCCUUCCGGCCGGUGAUCUGCUUCUCUUGUCGGAUGGUUUUUGCGAGCCGUAUGAAGGCAGUGUUGUGGAUUUUCCAACGAUUGUUUUCAACUCUACCAAUGCUUGGUUCUUUCCCGUGGUGAUGACAUUGCGCCCCAUUGUUGUCCCAGCGUUGAGCUCUUGUCCCGCAGUCGGAUAUCUGCACCUUCUCGUUUUUGGAUUGGCUCCCACGCUUCUACCUCCGACGGAAAACCUUUUCCAUUGCUUCAAAACUACGCGCUUGGAAUGCGUAGGUCACUUGGAGACGCUGCGUGACACAGUAGCGUUGUCCAUUUGCCCUUGCAUCCUGGAAAUGGGCCAGCAUCUUUGUGGUCGGGGGCUCUCGCAGCUUGCUCUUGUGUUGGCUCCUGCAGAGCCUGUAGACCUUUUGAUCCUGGACAGCAACAAUUGUUUGUUCCACGUCUCCAGCUUCCACACCUUCCAGCGAAUUGAAUGGGGCGCCGCAUUGCUCCGGCUUAAGAACCCAAAUUGUUUCCUGUUCGUUUUCAUCCAUUCGACCAAGCAUUUUUUGCAAGCGCUCUUGCGCGUUCCAGGUUCCACUGAUCACGCCGAGGCUUGGCUAGGCCGGGCGCAGCCCACGGCUCAUGCAGCGUGCGUGGCGACCGUUCCAUUGAACCUGGCAGAACCCACGCUCACCGAGCGGCUCAGCCGUGAAGCGCUGACAGUUUUUACGCCAUGCGAGUUACUCACUUCCUCGCCAGACGCUGCCAGUUGCACAGCGGGUGCGUCGGGCCCUGCGCAAAUGGAAGACGACUCAGUCAAUGCCUGUAUAGCCUCGCCGGGCAAUUUGCUUCGGGGUACACCUGAAGACUUCAACCGAGCUUUUGCAGACGUGUACCGCAAAGAUCCAGAAAGAGCAAAGCUGAUCUCUCGAUACAUCCUUGCCGACCUUGCCCCCUUCCCACAUGAGCAGCUGAAAAAUGCCUUGCCGGACGUCUAUUCAAUGACAGACAACCUUACCCAAAAAGCGGGCUGCCCCUUUGAAUGGGCUUUCCUCCUUUUUCUACCCGUUCUUGGCACUGCGUGCUCCAAAGCCAGGCUGUUCAUCAACGAAUUUUUCCUCGUGCCGCCGCUGCUUUGGUUGGGCUUAUGCCUCGACAGCGGCGCCAACAAAAGCGGCAUCAUGACAGCCUUGGCAGACAUCGUCUCUGGCUUUGAAAAGGAGUUGCUCCAAAAGGCGCUGGACGAAGCUCGUAAGGAAGCGCAGCUGGCAGAAGAGGAGGAGGAUGCACACGGUGCGGAGCCAGAUGAGCCUUCGUCAAAAAAACGCAAGACCUCCUUGUCGAAAGCAUUGGCGGCCAUCCACAACAACAAGCCCGCCUUGUUUUCCGACGAAGGCUCGUUGCCCGCCAUUGGCAUGCAAAUGGCGCACAACGGGCACCGGGCUAUUGGAUUAUAUGAUGAAGGCCGGUUCCUUCUCCGAGCGCUGGCCAACGGAGAAGGUUCCGGAUUUAAUGAAUGGCAUGACUUUCUGGCCAAAGAUGGUGCCUUGGGCAUGCAAAGUCGGUUUCUCAUGUUUCACAGCAGCCCCCGCCUCGAGAAAGCAGACGCAGUCCUCGAACCUGCGGUGUAUUCCACGGGGGCUGCGCGCUCUCGAGGUGCGCCGGUCCUUCCAGCUUCAUUGCUCACCCAGUUUGUUUCUGUCCUCACAAGAAUCGAAAACGUUCACACUGCAAAUGCUCCUGAUUUUGAUGCGUCGCGGGAAUUCAUUCCAUAUUUCUUUGCCCCCGAUGCCUUGGAUUAUUUUCGAGAGCACUACGACGCCCAAGUUCUCACGCAAGAACAAUCAUACUUGCAGGACCCAAAGCUUUUCAGCCAUGCCGGCAAACUGAAAUCACUUCCCUGGCGUUUGGCUCUGUUGUUGCAUUCUUGGGCGCGUGCGUGUUCUGCCGCCGAUCAGUCAGGCACGGCUUGGAGCAGAGAGCUUUCUCGCGAAGUCGUGGAGCCGGCUAAAGCUAUUUUCGAUUAUUUGUCCUUGCAGUCUCAACUGCUCGCGCCGGGAUCCAACCUCGUCAGCACCUUGGACACGCACGACUUGCGCGAGCUUGCUGCGCAGAGGUAUCCGUAUCUUAUCACUUUGAUCGAAACCGACACUCUCCCAACUGCUCGCGCAGAAGCUGCCCCUGCCAAUUCGUUGCCGGAUGCUAGCCCGUCUUUCACUGUUUGGUGGGAAGCCCUUUCCCCGGACAACAAACUCUAUGCUUUCGUUGCUGCGCACUGGGCGAACAGCUUGGCGGAGUACGCAGAAUCCUGCCUAACGGUGACCGCGUCUAUCUCCAGUCUGUAUGCUGCCGACUUGAAGGUCCUGUUGCCGCCCGAUUUCGAUGUCCCGCGCAUGGAGCAGUGCUUGCAGCUGCUCACGCAAUACGCCACUGACGCCCGCCCUUUCGAGCACAGUGCCAAAAUUCUGAAUGUCAAAUCCCAGCGCGUGGCAGCCAAGCAGGUCCUGCUCCUCAGCUACUCUUGCUGCUCCUGCAGUCGCUCUUAUUUUGGACCGUGGGUUGAGGGCAAAGAUGCAACUGGUGCGCGGGCUAGGAUGCUAGUGCAAGACAACCCACGCUACUUCUGCAUCACGCAAAACAUCGUCUUUGCGACAGCUUUCUUGGACCAAGUCACCGACAUUCUGCUUCAUUGCGGCGGUUCUUUCCGAGGCAUUGUGAAUGUGCUGCGGCCCAAGCUCCACAUGAAAAUUCGAACGCUGGAGAAGCAUCUCCGCGAUUCGUGGCUGCAAUACUCCGUGUGCAAGUUUUUGACAAACAAUCGCACUUCCAUCAAUUGCUUUGUCGGCAAGAAUGGCAUGGAACCCUGGUGCCGUGGACUCGAAGACCAGGUGCUUCACCAAUUUCAGCGUCGCUGGCUCCUGCAACACCAGUGUUCCAAGUGCGAACGAGGCAUUCUAGGCGUGGACGGCAAUGCCAAAGUUCGUACCAAACUGUGCGCCAACACGGAUGCGGGCGUAUGGGAUUGCAGGCCUCUGAACGCCCAUUGCCUGACUGGAUGCCAGAGUGCUCCCAUUCCUGGUCGAAAAUAUUGCGCCGUGCACCUCCGAGAUGCUGACCCGAUUUUUGGUUGCGAUCUCAUUUUGCAAAUGAUCCUUUCCUUCCUCGCAACGACAGCAACCCUGCUUUCUCGCACCGAAGCUGGUCGCCACAAGUCGCCAGAUAUUGUCGCGCUUUUCCCGCUUUGUCGACGAACGCGGAAAGCGUUGAGUUUUGCUGUGAGCCACGCUAAGCUUCAAUAUCCAGUUUCGCUUCUUUCUGUCAAACGUAUUCCGCGUUCGCGGCGGUAUGCUUUCCAAACCAAGACAGGCCAAGCCUUUUUGCUAUCAAGCGCCUUGGUUCCCACGCACUACCAACAGCAAUAUGGUCAAUCCUUGUUGGAGCCCGUUUCACGAGAGUGCCAAUCAAAGCCACGCGUCGGACAUCAAGUCCAGUUCUCUGCGUCCGAGAAAAAUGACGCGUGUCGCCGGCAAUGGGAAAAAUCUCGUGCAGCACGGCGCAGUGGGGGCGUUUUAGCCGCUGUCAAGGAAUGCCAAAUCAUCAGCGCCAUCAAGCUCGUGUACACCCACGAAUCCCCAACAGGGGUCUACUUUUUCUUGGCUGAGCUGUUUGAGUUUCUGUCUGCCGGCCGCAAUGUCAAUUUGAAGACUGCCAAGCGGAAGACUCGCCUGCGAACACUUCAGCAAACCAUGCCGCUGGUCUUUUACGAUUGCGCGUGCACGUUGCAGCGCUUCAUGGCUUCCAAGAAACGACGCCGCAUGAGCAAAGUUGCUCGUACCCUCAGCCGGCUUCGCCUUGUCAUCGACAAGUUCCAUUUUCGCAAAGGGCACAGCGGCUGCAAGCCUGAUGGCACUCGCCCGUUUCCCAAAACGUGGCCUCAGACGCAUGCCUCGAGCUUCCCCAACAUUAAUGACAGCGCAGCUGAACAAUCUUUUGCGUUUGUUCGCAAAAUUGCGGUGGCGGCGCGGCGCAUGACCCCAGUGCGUGGCCUUCUCUUCCUUGCGUCAUUGCUGCACGCUCGCAAUGUACAACUCGAACUCAUGGGGAUCAAAAAGGCAGAACUGGCAGCGGCCAAGAAGCGAAAAUUCAUGGCGCGCCGCAACUUCCAGGAUGCAGUGGAAACGCUGCCAUUUCGACGACCAGCUUCGCAGCAGCUCUAA